Messenger RNA from Callithrix jacchus (white-tufted-ear marmoset), 3470 nucleotides. RefSeq names its product nucleolin (gene NUCLEOLIN). Lineage: Eukaryota; Metazoa; Chordata; Mammalia; Primates; Cebidae. Gene Ontology annotation, molecular function: RNA binding. The record is from RefSeq and is a predicted model, not a curated record.
GAGGCCCGGCUCUACGGUCAGCCCGCCCAGGCACCUCUCCCUGCCAUGUGAGGCCAGAAAGUUACUUCUCCGAGGCUGUUUCCCGUGACCAGAAAUACCUCCCGCCUGAGGUUCUGUGGGGUAGGGGAGGUUCGUGCACUUCUCACAGAAAACGUCGCACAGACCCGCCACUGCCUUUAUUAAGAGCUCUCAGGAGGCUGCCUGGAGCCGAGGGUGUCUCCGGCCCCAUGCUCGCGGGCAUCAGGGCGAAGCUGUGCCCCCGAAAGGGCCAACGGGAACUCCGCGGUCCCUGAACUUCCGGCGCUGGAGGGCUCCUCGCUCAGGGCUGCCGGGAGCCGCGGCGUGAGUGCGUGCCGGGGCCGCGCGCGGGAUCUCUGAGGCCUCGAACCUCAGGGCUGUCGGAGUCUAGAGAUGCAACCACGCUAGAGAAACGAAGGCCGCCCGAUUUACACCACCCCCGCGCUCCCCUCACACCCGGCGCCAAAAACGCUAGUCCCACGGCGCAGGCUGGGACCCGCGCGCCCACGGCCCAAUCAGCGCGGGCCUUCCACAAAGCGAGCCCCGCCCCCACGCCGCUGCUGCCAGCACCUCCCCCUCCCGUGGCCGUCUCGGCCCGCCCAUUCCCAGCCCCGCGCCGUUCUUGGUUAGAAGCUCGCGAUUGGCUCAUAGGGACGGCCGCGAGCUCUGGUUGGCCGGCGCGGAGUCACGAGGGCGUCGUCGUCGUCUUUCCACAGGCGAUUACUGGGCAGGCUCUGUCUUUCGCCUCAGUCUCGAGCUCUCGCUGUCCUUAGGGUGUACGUGCUCCGGGAUCUUCAGUACCGCGGCCGCCAUCGCCGUCGCUUGGCUCCCUCUGGGCUCAUCUGCGUCACUUGCUCGCUCCACACUCCGCCGCCAUAAGCUGUCGUCAUGGUGAAGCUCGCGAAGGCAGGUAAAAAUCAAGGUGACCCCAAGAAAAUGGCUCCUCCUCCAAAGGAGGUAGAAGAAGAUAGUGAAGAUGAGGAAAUGUCAGAAGAAGAAGAGGAAGAAGAAGAAGAAGAUGAUAGCAGCGGAGAAGAGGUUGUCAUACCUCAAAAGAAAGGCAAGAAGGCUGCUGCAACCCCAGCAAAGAAAGUGGUAGUUUCCCCAACAAAAAAGGUUGCAGUUGCCCCACCGGCCAAGAAAGCAGCUGUCACUCCAGGCAAAAAGGCAGCAGCAACACCUGCCAAGAAGACAGUUACACUGGCCAAAGCAGUCGCCACACCUGGCAAGAAGGGAGCCACACCAGGCAAAGCAUUGGUAGCAACUCCUGGUAAGAAGGGUGCUGCCAUCCCAGCCAAGGGGGCAAAGAAUGGCAAGAAUGCCAAGAAGGAAGACAGUGAUGAAGAGGAGGAUGACAGUGAGGAAGAUGAGGAUGAUGACGAUGAUGAGGAUGAUGAUGAAUUUGAACCAGCAGUGGUGAAAGCAGCAGCUGCUGCCCCUGCCUCAGAGGAUGAGGACGAUGAGGAUGAUGAAGAUGAUGAUGAGGAGGAUGAGGAUGAUGAAGAUGACUCUGAAGAAGAAGCUAUGGAGACUACGCCAGCCAAAGGAAAGAAAGCUGCAAAAGCUGUUCCUGUUUCUGUGAAAGCCAAGAACGUAGCUGAAGAUGAAGAUGAAGAGGAUGAUGAGGACGAGGAUGAUGAUGAAGAUGAUGAUGAGGAUGAGGAGGAAGAUGAUGAGGACGAGGAGGAAGAAGAGGAAGAAGAAGAGCCUGUCAAAGAAGCAUCUGGAAAACGAAAGAAGGAAAUGACCAAACAGAAAGCAGCUCCUGAAGCCAAGAAACAGAAGGUGGAAGGCACAGAACCGACCACGGCUUUCAAUCUCUUUGUUGGAAACCUAAACUUUAACAAAUCUGCUCCUGAAUUAAAAACUGGUAUCAGUGAUGUUUUUGCUAAAAAUGAUCUUGCUGUUGUGGAUGUCAGAAUUGGUAUGACUAGGAAAUUUGGUUAUGUGGAUUUUGAAUCUGCUGAAGACCUGGAAAAAGCCUUGGAACUUACUGGUUUGAAAGUCUUUGGCAAUGAAAUUAAACUAGAGAAACCAAAAGGAAAAGACAGUAAGAAAGAACGAGAUGCGAGAACACUUUUGGCUAAAAAUCUCCCUUACAAAGUCACUCAGGAUGAAUUAAAAGAAGUGUUUGAAGAUGCUGCGGAGAUCAGAUUAGUCAGCAAGGAUGGGAAAAGUAAAGGGAUUGCUUAUAUUGAAUUUAAGACAGAAGCUGAUGCAGAGAAAACCUUUGAAGAAAAGCAGGGAACAGAGAUUGAUGGGCGAUCUAUUUCCCUGUAUUAUACUGGAGAGAAAGGUCAAAAUCAAGACUAUAGAGGUGGAAAGAAUAGCACUUGGAGUGGUGAAUCAAAAACACUGGUUUUAAGCAACCUCUCCUACAGUGCAACAGAAGAAACUCUUCAGGAAGUAUUUGAAAAAGCAACUUUUAUCAAAGUACCCCAGAACCAAAAUGGCAAAUCUAAAGGGUAUGCAUUUAUAGAGUUUGCUUCAUUUGAAGAUGCUAAAGAAGCUUUAAAUUCCUGUAAUAAAAGGGAAAUUGAGGGCAGAGCCAUCAGGCUGGAGUUGCAAGGACCCAGGGGAUCGCCUAAUGCCAGAAGCCAGCCAUCCAAAACACUGUUUGUCAAAGGCCUGUCUGAGGAUACCACUGAAGAGACAUUAAAGGAGUCAUUUGACGGCUCUGUUCGGGCAAGGAUAGUCACUGACCGGGAAACUGGGUCCUCCAAAGGGUUUGGGUUUGUAGACUUCAACAGUGAGGAGGAUGCCAAAGCUGCCAAGGAGGCCAUGGAAGAUGGUGAAAUUGAUGGAAAUAAAGUUACCUUGGACUGGGCCAAACCUAAGGGUGAAGGUGGCUUUGGGGGUCGUGGUGGAGGCAGAGGUGGCUUUGGAGGCCGAGGUGGUGGCAGAGGAGGCCGAGGAGGAUUUGGUGGCAGAGGCCGGGGAGGCUUUGGAGGGCGAGGUGGCUUCCGAGGAGGCAGAGGAGGAGGAGGUGACCACAAGCCACAAGGAAAGAAGACGAAGUUUGAAUAGCUUCUGUUCCUAUGCUUUCCCUUUUCCAUUUGAAAGAAAGGACUCUGGGGUUUUUACUGUUACCUGAUCAAUGACAGAGCCUUCUGAGGACAUUCCAAGACAGUAUACAGUCCUGUGGUCUCCUUGGAAAUCGUAUAGAUAACAUUUCAAGGGCAAUACCUUGUUGGUUUUGACUGGAUAUUCGUAUAAACUUUUUAAAGAGUUGAGUGAUAGAGCUAACCCUUAUCUGUAAGUUUUGAAUUUAUAUUGUUUCAUCCCAUGUACAAAACCAUUUUUUCCUACAAAUAGUUUGGGUUUUGUUGUUGUGGUUUUUUUGUUUUUUGUUUUUUUGCGUUCUGGGGGUUGUAAAAAGAAAGCAAAAUGUUUUAUCAUGGUUUUUGCUUCAGCAGCUUUAGGACAAAUUAAAAGUCAACUCUGGUGCCAGA